Paramecium sonneborni is the source of this 1057-nucleotide messenger RNA. The record is from the annotation of a GenBank genome assembly. Lineage: Eukaryota; Ciliophora; Oligohymenophorea; Peniculida; Parameciidae.
AUGAAAUAUAUAAAAACAUAGUCUAUAUUAUUCCUUUAUGGAUUAUUUGAUAGCAUUAAAUUCAUGAAAGGAAUAAGAUGGUAUGCUUUAGAUCCUUAGGAGAAAUGUUGUAUUGAAAUUAAAAGAUAUUUAAAACAAGCUAUAGAAUUUGCAAGCAUAAAAUUAGCUAUCAUUUUUCUAAUUGACUUGCUUGUAUAUUUUUUGUCAUUAUUAUCUUUUCCCAAACUGAUAUUAUUGUUGAUUUAAAUUAUACCUGUACUAUUGUACCUAGAAAAUAAUAUUCGAUAAUUGGUUUAUGUUGGAAAGAUUACUUAAACAGCAAUAUAAUAUGAAACAAAUGUGAAAUAGAAUAGACAAUUUUUUAUUUACAAUUUAAAAAGAGACAAUAAUGUAGGAUUCUCUACUAUAAUUGAUCAAAUUAAAUUAACCUUGUAAGCUUUACUUUUCAGUUUAUUAUUAUUACUUCAAACUUCAUUAUUUGACAUUUUAGUAAUAAUUUUGCCUGAAAAUACAAUAAUCUCAUUAAUAAUUAAACACGUCGAUUAUUUACUUUAUGCAGUGUAUAUAACAACAGGUUAUAUAUCAUUAAAGAUUCCAUACUAAGAUCAUUUGCCUUAUUAUUUACAUAUUUAUAUAGGAUAUUUAAUAGGCUAUUCAGUUAUAUUAUCCUAUUUUUUAAAUGUUUAUUUCAGUUUUCCAAAACUCGGUAUAGUUUUUUCAAUUUUAUCUCCAAUAUGUUUAUUAAGAGAAUUUUAGAUAGAUGCUCCCUUAAUUACAGAAAUAGAAGAGAAGUCUUUUAGCGAAAGUAUACAAUUAAUCUAUUUUAGAUAUUGAUAUAUUGAUAAAGAAUUUUUUAGGAGAAGAGGGUAUUCCUAGAAUAUCAUAUGAACAGCAUUUGAAAAUGGCAGAGAAUGAUAAAUUAUAUAAGACUAAAUUAAGAAAAACUAUUGGAUGGUUCACACUAGCUAGAGGAUUAAGACCAUAUGUUAUAAAUCCAUUGAAUAAAGCGAUUAUUCUAUUUAUGAAGGUAUACAAUUCUUUGAUAGGAAUUGCUUGA